AUGGAGAAAGUUGUAUCAGAAGGUCUCCUACUUUCUUUCUUGCAGAUAUGAUAUCAAGACUGUUAAUACAAUUAUUGCUAUGCAGCUUGUGGGGUAUACUAAAAACAACUGCUCUCUUGAGACUAACUUCCAGUCCUCUAUUUCCAAUGGAUACACUGAAUGGUGUGGGGACUGAGGAAACCAAACAAACACUCAGUGUUCUUUUUGAUCUUGGGACAACUGAAACUGAUACAGUCACAGAUGGUGGGACUCAAGAAAGUCCUCAGUCUUCUGUAACAUCUACAGUAACCCCUGCUUUAAACAACGUGACAGAUGGAGCAGAAAAUAAUAUUAUACUUCAAGCGCUAACUCCAACCAGUAUUGAUCCCAGGCAAUCAGUUAGUUUAGACGUGUCCAACUUUACCAACAAUGACAAUGCCUUGACUGUACUAGAUAGUGCCUCCAAAGAGAAUAAAAACAAUGUUACUUUAACCCCAUUACUACAGGUAGACAAUACCCUUCCGUAUGAGGAUCAGUUUGGUCCUUUUUUGGAAAUACCUACAGAGAACAACACGACAGGAAAAGAAUGCUUCUGUACUAUUCCAGGACCCACAGGACAAAAGGGAAACAGAGGUGAAAAGGGGGAUCCAGGUGAGCUUGGAAUUACUGGUGGUAGAGGACCUCAGGGAUUCAAAGGAGCCAAAGGAAGUCCUGGACUCGAAGGUACCAAAGGAGACAAAGGUAACACAGGUGAACCAGGAAGGGCAGGCCUCGUUGGGCCAAAAGGUGAGCCAGGGGACCUGUGUUCCCUUUGUGAAAAAGGUGGAAAGGGAACCAGAGGUCCUCCUGGUAUUGAUGGUAUCCAAGGGCUAAAAGGCAUGAAAGGUGAACCAGGCUUGAAAGGAGAGAUUGGAUCCAAGGGGAACCCUGGGGAAAAAGGUUCUCAGGGUUCAGAAGGCUUGAAAGGAAACACUGGUGAAAAGGGACAUACAGGAUUAAUGGGACUUCGUGGUCCAAGUGGACCAAAAGGGGAUCGAGGAUUUCCAGGAAACAUGGGGCCACCAGGAAUCCAAGGACCACCAGGGAUACCUGGAAGAAAGGGAGAAAAAGGACAGAGAGGAGGACACACAGAGCAUGAAAACACUGCAUUCUCAGUAGGCUUAAAAUGGAGAAAGAAUGCUUUAAAUUCAGUAGGACCUUUGAUAUUUGACAAGAUUUAUGUUAACGAAAAUAAUGUGUACAAUGUAAAUUCUGGUAUAUUUGUUGCCAGUAUUGACGGUAUCUACUUCUUCAAAUACCAGUUAAGUAUAUUACAUAGCCAGUCCAUUAGUGUUGGUCUGUUUCUUAAUGGUCAAAAAGCAUUGCAGACACAGGCUAGGCCAUAUGAGCAAGGUGUCUGCCAAACAUCCGGCUCUCUACUACUUCAUCUACAUGAAGAUGAUGAAGUUUGGAUUCAAGUUUUAAGUGGCAUACGAAAUAUCUUGAUUCCUGAUGAUAACACAGAUUCUGUAUUCUUAGGAUUUUUACUGUAUCCUAUAGAAGACUAGUAGUACAUUAAAUACAUUACCUAUAUCAAAGUCUCAUUUAUAAUGGUAGCAUUUCCCCUAGGACCCUAAAAAGAAAUCUUAAAUUAGCUUUUUCUAUCUAUGCCUAAGCUUCUCUGUAGGACCUCAAGGCCUUUAAACAAAGGAUGAAAAUAGAGGAAAGAAAAUUAUUUCAGCAAUUUGCAAAUAAUUUCCUAAAGUAUAUGCAGUGUUUUGAUGAUCAUGAUAUUUUUCCAUGAAAUGAAUCCUCCUCAUUCGACAAAAGGGUUUUAUAAGUGUGUAUAUAAUAAGUAAAUAUUAUAAAUGUUUUCUUUCAGCCUAGAAUGGUAACUAGAGACCAUAUAGAACCCAGCAUGCCAUUUUUGCGUUGACUGUUUUUUAAAGAUGUUUUCUACCACGUUGGAUGUCUCAGCUGAAGAUAUGACCUUAACCCCCCCAUACACACAUCCAGACUUUCAAAGUACAAAUUAUGUACAAUAUUGAGAUACACUAAUAUGAAUAUACAACCAUGCGGCUCUCCAGGGUUGAAAUGCAGAAUUAGAAAAAUAAAUUUUACGUGUUAAUGUGUGGAGAGAUUAGGUGAAUAUUUGAAAGAAUAAAAUAUUUUUUACUUAUUCCUGUCUUUGAUGUGCAAAAUAAGCAUUUUUUAGAUAGCUUGACGUCAGUUGCACAGCAUACAACAAAUAUAUGUAAAUGUAUACAUCACAAGAUAUAAAUGUUUAGAUUUCUACAUACAUUAUUUAGAACCGAUCUUAUGAUUAAAUUGUGUUUUUCAGAUAACCUUUAAAAAGUGAUAGAUUCCAAAACACUGUGUAGGCUCAGGUCCCCUGCUUAAUCCAUGAUGUCAUAUGCAUAAUAAGACCUAAUGCAUCCUGAUGAGAAUACGUGAAUUGUCUUUUUAUACUAUAAAAAUAAUUAGUCAUCCUGACUCUUAGUGAAAUGUACUGAUGGAUUGAUAAUAUAUUGAUGGAUAUAUUUGUAAACCAACUAUAGUGAAAUCAAUAAAAUAUAUAUAUUAUUCCA
Spea bombifrons (plains spadefoot toad) is the source of this 2546-nucleotide messenger RNA. Its product is annotated as complement C1q tumor necrosis factor-related protein 2-like. Gene Ontology annotation, molecular function: protein binding. Bases 48 to 1526 code for a protein of 492 amino acids. The transcript is spliced from 3 exons. Lineage: Eukaryota; Metazoa; Chordata; Amphibia; Anura; Pelobatidae. The record is from RefSeq and is a predicted model, not a curated record.